Peronospora matthiolae is the source of this 3669-nucleotide messenger RNA. NCBI's taxonomy places the organism in Eukaryota, Oomycota, Peronosporomycetes, Peronosporales, Peronosporaceae. The record is from the annotation of a GenBank genome assembly.
AUGACGACAAUGACUCGUGGCGUAACCGACCCGGAGCUGACGUCCGUCGGGCUGUACACGCCGCUGCCAUGGCCCCUGCGGCUGGAUGUCCUUCCCUUCUGCUUCUUCUACGUCACAGCUGUGUAUCUGUACACAGUGCGGCCACCGGGCGACGUCGUCCCGUGGAUUGUUGGCGCCUGUAGCGUCUUUUGGCACGCGCUGGCGCUGCUCAGUGUCGAGUGGAGCGUGGACGUGCGUUGCUGGAUGUCCUGCGCCCGUGUAUCGCCUUCAGAUGUGGCAGAGACGGGUCGCGUCCGACUGCUGGUGAAGGUGGAGCCGUCGCUCGCGAUGACGCCCAAGCAGCUCUGUGACUGCCAUUGGACGCCAGCGAUCGAGGACAAGAGGACGAAGCUGUUGAAGCACGAGCCAAUGCACACGCUCUGGUUCUCGUACCAGAACGUCAAGUUCUGUCUUUACAAAGACGUGGCUUCGGUCUGUAGCAGCCGAGACGUUCAGUUCCGUCGUCUCGAGUUCCCAACCUCUGGAACGCUGGCAUCCUAUUUGCAGAGCAAAGGCGUGGGUACAACGGAUGAGCUCAAGUAUGCCACAACUAAGUGGGGCAAGAAUGACGUUCAAUUGCCAAUGCCCACGUUUGCAGAGCUGCUGAAAGAGCAGCUGGUGGCUCCAUUCUUUGUCUUCCAGUUUCUCUGCAUGCUGCUCUGGUGUCUCGACGAGUACAUGUACUACUCGCUGUUGACACUACUUAUGCUCGUGAUCUUCGAGUGCACGGUGGUAAAGCAACGCCAGCAGAACUUGGCCACGCUGCUGCACAUGCGGCGUGCACCACAACCGUGUCUAGUUUUUCGCUCUGGUCGGUGGGUCCAGGCCUUGAGUGACGAGCUCGUACCCGGCGACUUGUGCUCUGUUGGUCACAAUGACCGCGAUACCGUAGUACCGUGCGAUUUGCUGUUGCUCCGUGGAAAUUGCGUGGUCAAUGAGUCGAUGCUGUCCGGUGAGUCGAUUCCUCUGCGCAAAGAGGCUAUCAGCGCAUCGAUUUUAAAUGAGGAGGACAUGCUCCAGCAUCUCGAGAUCGAUGACGGAUCUAGCAUGAAGCACAAACGACAUGUGCUGUACGGAGGCACCAAGAUCCUUCAGCACACGACUCCUCGUGUGAAGGAGUUGCCGCUAGUAUGUGUACCCCCUGAUGGAGGCUGCAUUGGGUAUGUGCUAAAGACGGGAUUCGGGACGACUCAAGGAAGUUUGAUGCGCACAAUUUUGUUUUCAUCGCAGCGUGUUACGGCCAACAACUCCGAGGCAAUGUGGUUCAUCCUUCUGUUACUCAACUUUGCGGUGGUCGCAGCAGCGUUUGUGCUUGCAGAUGGGAUCGAUGAUCCGACUCGCAACCAAUUCAAGCUGUUUCUGCACUGCAUUAUGAUUAUCACUUCAGUCGUGCCGCCGGAGCUCCCCAUGGAGCUAUCAUUAGCCGUCACCAACUCGCUGAUUGCGCUGACAAAAAGCAACAUUUUCUGCACGGAGGUAUUUCGAAUUCCUGCAGCGGGUCGCAUUGACAUCUGCUGUUUUGACAAGACUGGGACGUUAACGAGUGACGAGCUCAAGUUGCAUGGUGUAGCAGGCUUGGAAAGGCUUGCGGAGCCCAACGACACAAAAAAGCAUUGCAGCAAGCUAGAUACAAUUGGACCGGAGCACCUCCCUCUCGAUACGGAAUUAGUGCUUGCUGGAUGCCAAUCGUUGGUCAUGCUGAACGGAAAGAUCACUGGAGACCCGCUUGAGAUGGUUGCUAUUCGAAGCAUUAGCUGGUGCUUAACAUCUCGUGAGGGCGGAGACGAGAGCCUUCUCAGUGUUCAGCCAUCUUGGACUUCUGAUCACCGAGGGAAGAUUCAAGCAGUUGAUAUUUUGCACAGCUUUGCUUUUUCCUCGGAGCUCAAGCGCAUGUCGACAGUCGUGUGCGUGCGAAAAGCGGAGAAUGAUGAACAAGACGAGCAACGUAUUCUUACCAAAGGUGCACCUGAAGUGCUUGAGUCUUUGUUUGCACAGAAGCCUGCAAAUUACCGCCGUGUGUAUUGCCAUUAUGCAUCCAAAGGAUGCCGUGUUUUGGCAUUGGGCUUCCGGGUGUUGCCAAUGAAUCACUCGCCGGACGAGUUGCGACGGAAGCCACGCCAUGAGUUGGAAAGCGCGCUAACGUUUGCAGGGUUUCUGGUUCUGGACUGUCCGCUGAAGAAGGAUACAACGCAAACUAUUCGGGACCUGAUGAUGUCGAAGCACAAGGUAAUCAUGGUGACUGGCGAUAAUCCGCUGACAGCGUGCGACGUAGCCCGGCAAGUGGGAAUCAAUGCAGGGUAUUCGAAACAGCCAUUGAUUUUGACGCCGAAUGCGGAGGACGGGUCUGUUUGUUGGAAGUCGAUUGACGACGGUUCGCCUGGCAUGGACGAGGAAGUCAUUCUCUUUGAUGUCAAUGAAGUUGCAAAGAUGCAAGUGCAAUAUGACAUGUGUGUGACGGGCGAGGCCAUGACAUUGCUUUACAGGCAGCAGGAAGAAAAGUGCGAAAACAAAGCGGCUGCGCUUGAAGAAUUUCUUACCACCCUUGAGAAAAUAUGCCUUUGCACCUCCGUGUUUGCUCGUACGUCACCCCAGCAGAAAGAGCACGUUAUUCUGGCAAUGAAACGGUGUGGCAAAACGACUGCCAUGUGUGGCGACGGCACCAACGAUGUAGGGGCCUUGAAGCAAGCGCACAUCGGUAUAUCAAUCGUGAACUCGUCCAGCUCCGGGAAUAGUCCUCGCGUGGUCACAUCUGGAAAAACAAGCAGUAAUGUUGUCGGCACAGGUGGUCUUCGUCAUCGGCGACAACCUGGGCGUCAAGAGCAUUUUGUGGACGAGCUGCAGCAAACGCUUUACGGCAGUGACGAUUCCCAGGUCGUUCGAUUGGGAGACGCUUCUAUCGCCUCGCCGUUCACGUCGAAGAGCUCGAGCAUUCGUGUGAUCAAAAAGCUGAUUCGCCAGGGGCGGUGCACGCUCGUGACAACUAUCCAGAUGUACAAGAUCCUGGGCAUCAACUGUCUCAUCACGGCGUACUAUUUGAGCUCUCUCUUUGUCCUUGGUGUCAAGAAUGGCGAUCAACAGCUCACUAUAUCAGGGCUCUCCGUUGCGAUGUUUUUCCUGAUUCUGUCGCGAGCGAAACCCACGCGCAAGCUCUCCCACCAGCGGCCACCACCGGGAGUGUUCUGUGUGAACGUGAUGGUGUCGAUCUUUGGUCAGUUUUUGAUCCAUUUGGCUUUUCUAGUGGCGGCUCUACGUCUGGCUCAACCUUUCAUCGAGCCCGGAGACCCAGCGAUGCAUCCAGAUGGGAAAUUUGCCCCCAACGUGGUCAACAGUAUCAUGUAUCUCAUGUCUUCCAUCAUGCAAGUGAACACCUUCGUGGCCAACUAUCGUGGACAACCGUUUAUGGAGGGAUUUUGGGAGAACAAGCUGCUUCACCGCAGCGUGCUCUUUACUUACGCCGUAUUGGCGAUGGUCAUCGCAGAAGUGUUCACUCCUGUGAACGCGAUGCUUGAGUUGGUGACAAUGCCAAACCAACAGACACAGCUUGCCGUCGCAGCUCUUAUGGCAGGUGACACGAUCGUUGCGCUGGCUUUCGAACGUGCUGUGCAGACGAUAGUCAUGGCAUCCUCGUGA